AUGGAUGAUCUGAAUCAAAAGGCUCUUGAAGAUAAAUGGUUUAGCAAUCUGUUAAGCAAAAAAAGAUCAGCAGAAGCAAGACUUCAUCGUAAACGUCAGCUCCAAUUCAAGAGAGCAAAGAAAUUGAAUGGCAUGCAGAAGGAGAAUGUAGGAAAGACUACCCCAAUUAGUAGACAUGAUAAUGCUCAUACAAGAAUUCCACUUUCUACCAUCUCUCAGAACAUUCCAAGUUCCAGCAAUUCGGUUUUAACAACUUUGCAGGAAACUCAUGCUUCUUCGGUGAUCAGUAGUCUUGCAAAAUCGUUGAAUAAAAAACGUGCAAGAGUCGUUACUUGCAGGAACAUCAAUAAUAUAGGGACGAAUUUAAAGAAGAGAUUUGAUAACGUUGUUGGUGAAUGUGGUUCUACAUCUUCAAAAAACACUCCAUUACAGACUACUGAAAUUAAUGAACUUUUUGAAGAUGACAACGAAGAGGAUAAUAUGCAUGAUGAUUCGUCAGAGAGUUGGAUUUCAGACGACAGCAUGGUUAUGGACGAAGAUGAAGAAGAUAUGGACAAUCAAACUGUAAUGGUCAAUGCACUACCAUCAGGAGAUUUUUACGACAUAGGUGAUCCAGUGUUUGAAUGUCCAAAAUGUGGUGCAAACAUGUGGUAUUUAGAAAGGAAGACCAAGUGCCGACAAACAUUAAAUCCUAAGUUCACAAUGUGUUGCGGGGAUGGUAAAGUUCAAAUUCCUCUAUUGAGAGAACCUCCACCGGUGUUACAGAAACUGUUGUUUGACCAAACAAACCCUGAAUCAAAACUAUUUCAACAACAAAUACGUCUUUUCAACAUGAUGUUUGCAUUUACGUCUCCGGGUGCUAAAAUGGACAACCGUUUUAACAAUGGUAGAGGUCCUCCAAAUUAUCGAAUUCAAGGACAAUCAUGUCAUCGUAUAGGUAGCAUGACAAAAGACGGAAUAAAUGUUGACAUAGUGAAAAAACUCUCUUCUAUGUUAUAUCAACACAAUGUUCAUGCUCAAAGUUUUAAGAUGGCAAGGGAUAUACUUUCUGAAGGCAAUGUUUCUGACCUAAAGCUCCGUCUCAUUUCCGAGCGACGCACCGAUGGAAGAAUUUAUAAUCAACCAACUAUUUCCAAAGUUGCUGCUCUAAUUGUUGGUGAUGUUGAUACUGCUGAGAAGAGGGACAUAAUAAUGCACAAACAGACUGGACAACUUCAAAGAAUAGAUGAAUAUCAUACAUCAUAUUUGGGAUUUCAAUAUCCAUUGCUUUUCCCUUAUGGAGAAGAUGGUUACAUGCCUAACAUUAGACAUCGCAAUCAAGAUUCCAACAAUAGACGUAACUCAGAAUCAAUGAUUGGAGUAGCCGACAACGAGGAUGUUCCGUGGGAGCAAGCAACUAAAAGAAAUAGAUUGACAAUUAGAGAGUGGUUCGCAUUUCGUAUUCAAGCCAGGAAGAACGAGGCCCAAACAGUUAUCAGAUCAAGAAGGUUAUUUCAACAGUUUUUGGUUGAUGGUUAUACAAUGAUGGAAUCUGAGAGACUUCGAUGGUUAAGAAAAAAUCAAUCUAAACUUCGAGUGGGAAAGUAUAACUAUCUAACAGAUGCCAAAACCAAUGGACAUACCGAUGGUGCAAACACAGGGAAAAGGGUUGUCCUUCCAUCUUCGUAUGUUGGUAGCCGCAGAUACAUGGAUCAACUUUACUUUGAUGGAAUGGAAAUAUCUAGUUAUGUUGGAUUUCCCGAUCUAUUCAUAACGUUUACGUGUAAUCCAAACUGGCCAGAAUUGAAACGUGUACUUGCUUCUAAUAAUCUGACACCAGCAGAUCGGCCGGACCUCAUCACGAGAAUAUUUAAGAUGAAAUUCGAUGAGUUACUGUCAGAUUUAACUAAAAAAAGUAUUAUGGGCAAAGUUCUUGCGUAUAUGUACACCAUUGAGUUUCAGAAAAGAGGCCUGCCCCACGCUCAUAUUUUGAUAUUUCUACAUCCAUCCAGCAAAUAUCCAACACCUGCUGAUAUUGACCGUAUCAUAUCUGCCGAAAUUCUGAACAAGGACACCGACGGAGACUUAUAUAACUUGGUAAAAAGUCACAUGAUUCACGGACCAUGCGGAAACGCAAACCGGUCUUCGCAAUGCAUGAAGGAAGGUAAAUGUUCCAAAUACUUUCCUAAAGACUUUCGGGCUGAUACAGUCGUCGAUCAAGAUGGUUAUCCGGUUUACAGAAGAAGGGAUAACGGUCACACUGUCAUUAGGAAUGGUAUAGAGGUUGACAAUAGAUUUGUUGUUCCUUACAAUGCAAAAUUGUUGUUGAAGUUUAGAACUCAUAUUAAUAUGCAAUGGUGCAAUCAAAGCACAUCCAUAAAAUGUUUGUUUAAAUACAUCAACAAAGGCUAUGAUCGAAUAACCGCUGCAAUUGUCAUGAAUGAAAAUGGAUGUCCUAUCGAGAGUCAAGAUGUUGAUGAAAUCAAGCAGUAUAUUGACUGUAGGUAUGUUUCUCCAAGUGAAGCAUCUUGGAGAAUUUAUGGUUUCCCCAUUCAUGGAAGGAAACCAACUGUGGAAAGAUUACACUUCCAUUGCGAAGGUCAACAUUCAGUAUACUAUACUGACAUCAGCAAUGUUUCUAAUGUUCUUUAG
This is a messenger RNA of Vicia villosa (hairy vetch), 2631 nucleotides long. RefSeq lists its product as uncharacterized. Lineage: Eukaryota; Viridiplantae; Streptophyta; Magnoliopsida; Fabales; Fabaceae. The record is from RefSeq and is a predicted model, not a curated record. The transcript is spliced from 5 exons. The coding region runs from base 1 to 2631 and encodes 876 amino acids.